This is a messenger RNA of Trypanosoma grayi, 1953 nucleotides long. RefSeq lists its product as hypothetical. The transcript has a single exon. The record is from RefSeq and is a predicted model, not a curated record. The coding region runs from base 1 to 1953 and encodes 650 amino acids. NCBI's taxonomy places the organism in Eukaryota, Euglenozoa, Kinetoplastea, Trypanosomatida, Trypanosomatidae.
AUGGGCACCGAGAUGACAGCUUCAGCAGUGUACGAAUACCUGAAGCAGGUGGCCCCCGAUGGCACUGUGAUGGCUGCCUUGCCUGCAGCAUCCGUGCGGAGGUAUAUUGGUUCUCUCGACGAGAAUCACCUGUUCCACGGAAAUGGUGUUCUUAUCUCUGCAAUGGGGUUUCGCUACGAAGGCACAUUUGUGCAUGGUCAAAUGGAUGGGCCCGGCUGCAUCGUGUGGAGCAGUGGCAUUACAUACGAGGGUGAGUUCCAAGGCAACGCACCGACGGGCAAGGGUGUCUUCACUUGGGCCAAUGGCGACCGGUACGUUGGUGAGGUAGAGCACGGUCUACGUCACGGCAGCGGCGAGCUGUCGACGGAGCGUGGUGUGUACACUGGCGCGUGGGUGCACGGCAAGCGCCACGGUAAGGGACGUCAAACGUACACUGGUGACUCGUAUUACGAGGGAGAAUGGGUGGACAACCAGCGACACGGCCUGGGAAAGUUGGUGUAUCCCAACGGCGACGUGUACGACGGCAUGUGGAGGGAGGGCAAACGGCACGGCUUUGGAACGAUGGGGUGGAAGUACGGCAAGGCAUGGUAUGUUGAGGUGUACGAGGGUGAGUGGAGUAAUGGCGUUCCGCACGGACACGGCCGCUCAACUUAUGUCCACUACGUAAACCCCGAGAGUGCCCCGCACGAUGCGAACAGCCCAUCAAUAUUUGUUCCACCCGCCUGCUCUGUUCUCAAUGUCUAUGAAGGCAAUUACGUGGAUGGGAAGCGCCAUGGCUCUGGUGUAUUCUUCUACGCCGACGGGAGCACAUACGAAGGCGAGUGGUGUGACGGCAAUAAACAGGGACGUGGAAAAUGCACGACGGGCGUCGGUGCUUCGCACUACGGCACAUUCCAAAACAAUGAUGCAGAAGAGUUGCUGAAGGGGGAAGAGUCAUCCGGCGCACUGCCCUCACUUGCGUUGGCGGGCCUUAUUGGCAUUUCGGAGGGCUCCCUCGAGGAGGCCACCUCUGCCCUGCGUUUGCUGCUUCUGCGCUACAACACCCUGAAGGAUCUCUUCAAUACGUACAGUAGGAAGAACGAAGGGGUUGGGUUCAUUACGACGCCUUCAAACUGGUGGAAGCACCGUGCGCCGGGCCACAUGUCCGUUCCGCAGUAUCUUCGCCUGCUGAGCGAUGCGCACAUCAUCAAUGGGGGGGUAAGCAUCGGCGACGCGGUGGACUGCGUCGUGGCGACGAUUGAGAAGGAGGACGAGGCCGACAGGGCGAAGUUAGACGACCCUUGGAGUGAGCGGCUACAAGCGCUCCGCCGUGAUGUACUGCGUCUCGAGGGCUACAUCAACUACAGGCAAUUUGUAGAAUGUCUGGUACGUCUCGCUGCUAUUGUGUGUGUGGGCCCCAAAACCGCUGAGCUCGCGCGCCGCUUCGCAACGCUAGUAGAAGGGUCACUAGUGGUGACGCAGCUUGCAGAAGAACCAUUGUGUCCUCUCACGAGGGAGAUGGAGGAAGUCCUGACGCCACAUCUGCCGGUGUUGCAGUCUCUGUUCCUUCGACUUGCUUCUAGAGCUCAUCCUCAGAAAUGCAGCACGAGUGCCGUUUUACCAGUGCGCAACUUUAUUAUGUGCUUUCGCAGUCUGUUUCAUGCACACGGUGUGGGGCCAACGGAAGCCGUGAAUCGUCUGUUCCCUUUUGACCGAUUUAAAACGCCGGGCACUGUGCCGUCUGUUGUGUGUCAGCCACGCAACGUGUUGGGGUUCUCCGUGUACGAGAAGAGCUGCGGCCCACACGACGAGUUCGCCGCCGCUUUGGUGGCGUCCGAGGGGCGACUGACGUUUGUUGAGUUUGUUGAGGCGGUGGUAGACACCGUGCGCCUCACCGGGGCCGAGAGCAAGGGGGCUGUGCAGGAGAGACUGCAAGAGAUCCUUGCCACAACAGCCGAUACAUUUCAGAUGUAA